Molecule: messenger RNA, 2381 nt
Organism: Rhododendron vialii
Lineage: Eukaryota; Viridiplantae; Streptophyta; Magnoliopsida; Ericales; Ericaceae
Product: alkane hydroxylase MAH1-like
Exons: 1
Coding region: 359-1870 (503 amino acids)
Molecular function (GO): heme binding; oxidoreductase activity, acting on paired donors, with incorporation or reduction of molecular oxygen; iron ion binding
Source: RefSeq, a predicted model, not a curated record
UUUAAAAAAAAAUCAAAAACUUUCCCUUCUCAUAUGCACCCAAAUGAAUCGAACUAAUAUGGGAAAAUGGACAGGAUCCGAGUCCUUCUUUCUAAUCCGUUUCUUUCACUUCACCCACUAAAAUCAUCGCCUUUUUUAUUUUCGUUUGACUAGUGAAGCAUCGCUUUCGUCCCCCAAUCUAAAACUCUUGAAGCAUCGCUUUCGUCCCCCAAUCGACAACUCUUGAAUGUGACUUGAUAGUGAGAUUUUUUUUCACGUGUUAUUGCCCAGGUCUUCCACAACCGAGAGGCAAAAGGCCUGGCUAGUGGUUCUUUUCUUCUUUUGCUUGCAAACUUAUAACAAUUUUGAGCAAUCCAAAAUGGUCUCAUUAGGGUACUAUGACAUCCUCUUAGCACUACUAUGCUUUGUUUUCCUCUAUGUCUAUUGCACAAACGACGGGCUGCCCCGGAACUGGCCGCUUCUCGGAACGCUGCCGAGUCUCCUCCUCAAUGUCCACAGGAUUCACGUCUGGUGUACCGGUUUUCUCGGCCGGGCCGGGGGUACUUUCCUAAUCAAGGGGCCUUUGUUUUCCAGCAUGGACAUGUUGGCCACAUCCGAUCCAGCCAACGUGCACUACAUAAUGAGCGCGAACUUCUCAAAUUUCCCAAAGGGGCCGCAUUUCCGGGAGAUAUUCAACGUUCUGGGAGACGGGAUUUUCAACGCCGACGCAGAUUCGUGGCGGAACCAGAGGAAACUUGCUCUGCUGCAGAUCGGUCACCGGCGGUUCCACCAGUUCCUGGGGAAAAACAGCAAGAACAAACUGGAGACAGGGCUUGUCCCUAUUCUUGACCAUGUCUCCAAACUAGGCCUGGUGGUGGAUUUGCAAGAUUUGUUUCAAAGGUUUACGUUUGACACCACGUGCUUAUUCGUCACUGGAUACGACCCCGGUUGCCUAUCCGUUGAACUCCCGAAAGUUCCUUUUGCGAAAGCCCUUGAUGAUGCCGAGGAAACAUUAUUGAUUCGCCAUGCCGUGCCCGAAAGCUUUUGGAAGUUACAAAGGUGGCUAGGGGUCGGACAAGAGAAGAAAUUGAGCGAUGCGUGGGCAAUCCUAGAUCAUACCAUCGCCAAAUACAUAUCGAAGAAGAGAGACGAGCUAAGGAAAGGGAUCAAAUCGAACGAAGAAGAUGGGGUGGAUUUAUUGACAUCCUAUUUGAGUGAGGAUGAGAUCAUGGGACUAAAGUGUGAUGACAAAUUCUUGAGAGACACAAUUUUAAAUUUCAUGAUCGCAGGGCGAGACACAACUAGCUCAGCUCUGACAUGGUUUCUUUGGCUUGUUUCGACGCACCCAGUUGUUGAAGCCAAGAUUAGAGAAGAACUCGAAUCAGUCAUACCGGAACAAGAAGGUAACAAAUGGAGAUUAUUCAAUAUAGAAGAGGUAAGCAAGCUAGUUUAUCUGCACAGCGCAAUAUGUGAAUCCCUAAGGCUCUAUCCAUCGGUUCCGUUCCAGCACAAGGAGCCUCUUCAUCCAGACACCCUGCCCAGCGGCCAUCGUGUUCAUCCGAGAAUGAAGGUGCUAUUUUCUCUCUAUGCAAUGGGGAGGAUGGAGUUCGUAUGGGGGGAGGACUGUGCGGAGUUCAAGCCGGAGAGGUGGAUUUCUGAGCGAGGAACGAUCAAACACGAGCCAUCGUACAAGUUCUUGUCGUUCAAUGCAGGGCCGAGGACUUGUCUGGGAAAGGAAGUGGCUUUCACUCAGAUGAAGACGGUGGCCGCGGCUAUAAUCCACAAUUACCGUGUUCGUGUGGUGGAAGGGCACCCUGUAUCCCCUAAUGUUUCCAUAAUUCUCUACAUGAAGCAUGGGUUACUGGUUAAAGUUACCAAAAGGUGGGCCUAGUGUGUACCACCACGUGGUACUUCAGAUCACUUUAUAACAUAUACUUAGUGGUAGAUCCAACAAGAAUGUAUGUUUGUAAAGUAGUCCGAAGUAACACGCGGCGGUACUCCCCGACAAUUAUACUUCAGACUCGGGCUAGUAAUUUGAUGACAACGGAGUGAAGUUGAGAGAAUUGGACGUGGAAAAUCCACCUCACCCGUGAGUGGUUCCCUCGUCAUUCAUCAUCUCUCUUGUAUUGUUUGUCAUCUCCAGUCAUCGCCAGAGUGAUCUUUCCUGGCAAUAUCAGUAGCAAAUGAUGGAAUUUUCUGGACCUUUAAGUUAUCGGUGUGAUAAUUUUUUCUACCCUCCUUAUGUAAACUCUUUUGGAUGUAAAAUUUUCCAUAAACUUUGGGAAGAGGACUAUAUAUGUUGUUUGAGCUGUGAAGAGCAUUAUUUGAACUUGUGGGGUUGUUUAGUGCAUGGACUGUAAUGCAAAAUUGAUCUUUGGAAUCGACUACAUGUUCAGUGAAAA